This is a messenger RNA of Maniola jurtina (meadow brown), 1596 nucleotides long. RefSeq names its product UDP-N-acetylglucosamine--dolichyl-phosphate N-acetylglucosaminephosphotransferase (gene Alg7). The coding region runs from base 192 to 1400 and encodes 402 amino acids. The transcript has 5 exons. The record is from RefSeq and is a predicted model, not a curated record. Gene Ontology annotation, biological process: dolichol-linked oligosaccharide biosynthetic process; protein N-linked glycosylation. Lineage: Eukaryota; Metazoa; Arthropoda; Insecta; Lepidoptera; Nymphalidae. Gene Ontology annotation, molecular function: UDP-N-acetylglucosamine-dolichyl-phosphate N-acetylglucosaminephosphotransferase activity. Gene Ontology annotation, cellular component: membrane.
AGGUACAUUUUGUACAGUAUUAUAACGUCAAAAUAAUGCCGACAAGUGACAACGUUUUAAUUUUUAUUUUUUAAAAACAUUGGUCCAUGUCGGUCUAGUUUCGCUCGUAACCUGAAAUUGCAGAUGGAAACCAAAUUAUCUUGAAAUGUGAAAGAAACUCGCUGCAAUAGAUACCUACCUUCGCGUGGAUCAUGUGGUCUUUAAUAAUUUUAAUUAUUUUAUCUAUAGUCGCGUACUUUUUAACUGACGAAUUAAUACCGAAACUAAAAAGUUUAUUUAUAAAUGCUGGCUUAUUUGGAAUCGAUUUAUGCAAGGUAUCUAAGGACAAAAUACCAGAAGCAAUUGGAGUGAUUUCAGGAUGCAUAUUUUUAAUAACAAUCUUGUUAUUUAUCCCAAUAGGCUUUGGAAACAGCCUAAUGGAUAGAGGAAACUUUCCACACAAUGAAUUUGCAGAACUAUUAGCAGCCUUACUGUCAAUAUGUUGUAUGCUACUGUUAGGAUUUGCUGAUGAUGUGUUGAAUUUAAAGUGGAGAUAUAAGUUGCUGUUACCAACCAUUGCAUCGCUGCCAUUACUGGUUGUGUAUUAUGUCAACUUUAACUCUACAACAUUUAUUGUACCAAUACCUCUACGCCAGUUCUUUGGGGUAUCUGUGAAUAUAGGAUUUCUUUACUAUAUCUACAUGGGAAUGUUGGCUGUAUUUUGCACUAAUGCAAUAAAUAUUUUGGCUGGAAUAAAUGGCCUAGAAGUUGGACAGUCUGUAAUUAUUGCCAUGUCAAUAAUACUUUUUGAUAUUAUCGAGUUGAGUGGGGAUCAGUAUAAAGCUCAUAACUUCUCUCUUCACAUAAUGAUUCCCUAUCUUGCUACUACACUGGCCUUGUUUAAACAUAAUUGGUACCCAUCCAAAGUUUUUGUUGGUGAUACAUUUUGCUAUGUAUCUGGCAUGACAUUUGCUGUGGUUGGUAUUCUCAGUCAUUUUAGCAAGACUGUUCUAUUAUUUUUUCUGCCUCAAAUUAUCAACUUUUUAUAUUCUAUACCACAACUUUUCCGAAUUGUACCCUGCCCCAGGCACAGACUGCCAAAAUACAGCCCGGAAACAGAUUUGCUGCAUGCUAGCAGAACGGUUAUUUUAAAGAAAGACAUGUCACUCUUGACUAAAAUGGUUCUACAUAUUUUUACAUUUCUGAAGUUGGUAGAUAAAGUAGAAGAUAGUGAUGGUAUAAUGCUAAAUAACCUGACAUUAAUAAACCUGUUUCUAAUAAAAAUGGGACCAAUGUCAGAGAUUAGAUUAACCAAAAGUUUAUUAGUCUUUCAAAUUUUAUGCACAUGUAUAGCGUUUUUAAUAAGGUACCCUAUGGCGUCUUAUUUUUAUGAUGUACAUAUAUAUAAUAAUUUCGUAUAAAUUAUGGAAAGUAUAUGAUGGCCACGCGUGAUCGUUCAAUAAUAAAAAAAACCGAGGGAUCCGAUCCUAUUUAUGUUGUGUAGAUAAUAGGUAUUAAAAAAUUAUUAUUAAACUAGCUGAUGCCCGCAGCUUCGCCCGCGUGGAUUGGUCAGAUCCCCUGCAGCAUCAGGAUUGAGGAGUUGGACUCCAAAUUUUU